CGGGUCAUGACGUCCCCGCCGGGGUCCGCCCCACCCGCCGCCGCCGCCAGCGCCGGGCCCGGGACGGGCCAUGGGCCACGCGCUCUGCGCCUGCGCGCGGGGCAGCCUGAGCAUCGAGGGGCAGCGCUACCUGCUGCUGCAGCGCCUGGGGGAGGGGGGCUUCAGCUACGUGGACUUGGUGGAGGGGCUGCAGGACGGCCGUUUCUACGCCCUGAAGCGCAUCCUGUGCCAUGACAAGGAGGACCGCCGGGAAGCCCUGCACGAGGUGGAGAUGCACGGCCUCUUCGAGCACCCCAACAUCCUGCGGCUCGAGGCCCACUGCAUGGUGGAGAAAGGGCCCAAGCACGAGGCCUGGCUGCUGCUGCCCUUUCUCAGGAGAGGGACCCUGUGGAGCGAGGUGGAAGCUCUGCGAGACAAAGGCACCUUCCUGCCCGAGGAGCGGAUUGUCCCCAUUCUCCUUGGCAUCUGCCGGGGGCUGGAGGCCAUUCAUGGCAAGGGCUAUGCACACAGAGACCUGAAGCCCACCAACGUGCUGCUGGACGACGAGGAGCAGCCCGUGCUGAUGGACCUGGGCUCCAUGAACCAGGCCCGCAUCGAGGUCAAGAGCUCCCGGGAGGCCAUGGCUUUGCAGGACUGGGCAGCCCAGCGCUGCACCAUCUCCUACCGGGCACCAGAGCUCUUCACCGUGGAGAGUCACUGCGUCAUCGAUGAGCGAACAGACAUCUGGUCCCUAGGCUGCGUGCUGUACUGCAUGAUGUUCGGCGAGGGCCCCUAUGACCUCAUCUUCCAGAAGGGUGACAGCGUGGCUCUGGCCGUGCAGAACCAGCUCCGCGUGCCGGCCAGCGGCAGGUACUCCGCUGCCCUGGAGCACCUGCUCUCCUCCAUGAUGGCAGUGAACCCUCAGGACCGGCCCCACGCCUCCCACAUACUUGACCAGCUGGAGGGGCUGCAGCCAGCAGCAAGGGGCCAGGACACCACCCGGAUCUGAGCCCUGCCCAGCUCUGUAGCCCCAGGGACUGGUGCGUGUUGGGUGGGGGGCUGCUGCCCUGCCCCUGGGACAGGGUCACGGAACUGCUUUUAAAAGGGAAUUUUAAGGUGAAAAAACAAACCCAGCCCUGUGGUGCUAAGUCCUCCCCGCAGUGCCAGGCUGGCCCAUGCCCCACUCCUAGGAACUCAGCCAGGGCACACGCCCGGAGCAGGAGGGGGCCCUGCCCCUGCCCGAGUUCCAUGUGGCUGGGGAGGGGGAAGAUGGUGCCAGCACUUCCCCUUCCCCAGGGCUGCCUCCAGCAAGAGGGGCCUUCACAGCAUUUCCUUGGCCAUGGGGAGAACUGGGCUCUGCCUGGCCCCACCCCAGGCCCAGCCUUCCCCCUCCCUCAGGGCUGCUGCCACCUCCUCCUGCUGGAAGGGAGGUGGGGCCCAGCCUGUGCCCCCCCAGGGGUUGUCUGUUCAGUAAAGUGUGUGCAGAGAACA
Mauremys mutica (yellowpond turtle) is the source of this 1470-nucleotide messenger RNA. RefSeq names its product serine/threonine kinase 16 (gene STK16). Bases 71 to 988 code for a protein of 305 amino acids. Gene Ontology annotation, molecular function: ATP binding; protein serine/threonine kinase activity. The transcript is spliced from 7 exons. The record is from RefSeq and is a predicted model, not a curated record. Gene Ontology annotation, cellular component: cytoplasm; Golgi apparatus. NCBI's taxonomy places the organism in Eukaryota, Metazoa, Chordata, Testudines, Geoemydidae. Gene Ontology annotation, biological process: protein phosphorylation.